AUGGCGCGCGUAGCUAUGAUAGGGACCGCGGCCGCGGAGCCGGCGGCGGACGGGGCUGGUGUGUCGCAGCUCAAGUAUGAGGUCCCUGGCUACGGGACGGCGACCUUCGAGCUGAAGUCCGAGAAGGCCGCGGGUGACCGCGAGCCUGUGCAGGCGGCGGAGCGCUCGUUCAUCGAGCGCACCGCGUCGCGGAAGGAGAAGCCGACGGAGGAGCAGAAGGAAGCUCGGGCCGCGGCUCGCAGGGCCAAAAAGGCCCGGCAGAAGAAGAACAACGCCGGGUUCGGCGACCUGGUGUACGCCACGGUCCCUCUGGGCUCCGUGGCGACGAAGGUCGCCCGGGACUGGCUCGCAAACGAGCUCUACGAGCCGUCCCGGCGCGGCAAAAUCGAUGCGGCCUGCAGGGACCGAAAGGUCGCCGACCUGAUCACGGCUGCCGGCGCCUCGGCGCCGGCCGACGCCGUGUUCGGCGGCGGGUUCGCGACGGGCGAGACGCCCCGCCCGACGACCUCCGCCUCCGAGGCGGAGGAGGGCGACGGCGUCGGCGGCGAUGGCGGGACCGGCACCAAGGGCUUUGACCUUUUCGGGCCGGACCCCACCCCCAUGGAGGACCUCUGA
Emiliania huxleyi CCMP1516 is the source of this 615-nucleotide messenger RNA. RefSeq lists its product as hypothetical. Bases 1 to 615 code for a protein of 204 amino acids. Lineage: Eukaryota; Haptophyta; Isochrysidales; Noelaerhabdaceae. The transcript has 3 exons. The record is from RefSeq and is a predicted model, not a curated record.